Durotheca rogersii is the source of this 1811-nucleotide messenger RNA. RefSeq lists its product as uncharacterized. NCBI's taxonomy places the organism in Eukaryota, Fungi, Ascomycota, Sordariomycetes, Xylariales, Xylariaceae. Gene Ontology annotation, molecular function: RNA binding. The record is from RefSeq and is a predicted model, not a curated record. The transcript is spliced from 4 exons. Bases 292 to 1674 code for a protein of 460 amino acids.
ACGUACGUGUAGGAAGUUAGGCAUAUACAAGUACCUACCAAGUAUCUAAGGUGCUUGGGGUCGUUCAUCAAUUCACCAGCUCUUACCGCCCAGUGCGCCCCCACCGGCAGAAUGAAAUUUUUCUGUGAAGGUUUACUUCUCAAAAAGUUUGCCAGCCACGACGAUUAUUUAACAGCUACCACCAUCCUUCUCUCUCCGUUCUUUUCCCUCUCUCAUCCCCCUCUCCAACCCACCCUCGCCCAUCCCUCAUUGCCCCUCUCGCUCCUCCAGUAACCUGUCCACUCUAUCGCAAUGGGCAAGGUCAAACAAGCCAACGGCAAGGCCUCUAAGGCCACCAACCCUCCCCCCACGGACAAGAAGGCCAUCGUCGCCAAGGCCUCCAAAGUCUCCAAGGCCACCGAGGAAUCCAAGGUCAAGUCUAAGAAAGCUGCUAAGGAUGCCUCUCCGAAGAUUCUAGAUGGCAAGAAGUCCAAGAAAUCCAAGAAGGACGAGUCUGAGUCCGAGUCUGAGUUCGCGUCCGAGUCCGAGGAUGAAGAUGAUGCCUCCAAGGACUCAGAGUCUGAAUCUGAGGAUGCCUCUGACGACUCUGAGGAGGACUCUGCCUCCGAGUCCGAAGACGAGAAGCCUGCAAAGGCGAAGACUAACGGCAAAGCUACUGCGAAGAGCCCUAAGUCGGCCACCAAUGGCAGUGCCAAGGUCGUUAAGUCGGAUGCUUCGGACGAUUCCGACUCCGAGGAAGAAGAGGACAGCGACGAUGACGACAGUGAUGAUGAUGAUGCCAGUGCAGCUGUGACUAAAUCUGCGCAGCCCGCUGAUGCGGACAAGACCAAGGCUAGGGAUGAGUCCGCCGAUGAUGACUCCGACGACUCGCAUGAUUCUGAUCAGUCAGAUGCUGCCGGAGCCGAGAAAACUCAGUCCAAGAAGCGCAAGAGCUCCACCCUAUUUGUCGGAAACCUUGGCUGGGGCGUUGACGACAAUGCUUUGUAUGACGCAUUUAAGAGUUGCGACGGCCUCACGAACGCCCGUGUUGUCACCGACAAGCUCCAGCAGCGCUCUCGCGGCUUCGGGUACGUCGACUUCACCACGGUUGAAGCCGCCCAGGCUGCCUUCGAGGCUAUGAACGGCUUCGAGCUCGAAGGCCGUCCUCUGAGAUUGGACCCUUCGAAAUCUCGUCCCGCUGAGGAGGGAAAUCCCGCCGCUCGCGCUGCUGAGCGAGCUAAGCAACACGGCGAUUCUGUCAGCCCUGAAAGCGAUACUUUAUUCGUUGGAAAUCUUCCAUUCGAUGCUGACGAGGAUGCGGUGUACGAAUUUUUUUCCGAUGUCAACGAAGUCAAGGGCGUUCGACUUCCUACCGAUGUUAAUACUGGGCAACGCAAGGGCUUUGGUUACGUGACCUUCCACUCUGUCGAGGAUGCCAAGGCGGCAUUCAACGCGAAGAACGGCUCUUACCUGGGAGAAGGUCGAGGGGCUCGUCUCGUUCGCCUCGAUUUUGCCUCUCAGAGGCCGCCCCGUGAGGGUGGUUACGGGGGAAAUCGCGGCGGUUUCGGAAGCCGCGGCGGUGGCCGUGGCGGUGGCCGUGGCGGGUUUGGUGGACGUGGUGGCGGUCGCGGUGGUGGACGGGGAGGCUUCAAUUCCUCUCGCGGCGGCUUCCAGGGCAAGAAGAUUUCUUUCUAAAGUGCUACAGCCGCACGGGACGGUCUAUCCUGAAGGUUACUUGACGCACACAUGACGGUUGGCUCUUUGUGGGUUUGUCGGCUUCCAAAACUAUCGCUCCUCUGGAGUAGUGGGCUUUGAGGGCUAAGCUUCGUCGA